Messenger RNA from Ictalurus furcatus (blue catfish), 9889 nucleotides. It is a transcript of the gene ppp1r26, whose product is annotated as protein phosphatase 1, regulatory subunit 26. The coding region runs from base 469 to 3819 and encodes 1116 amino acids. Gene Ontology annotation, molecular function: protein phosphatase inhibitor activity. NCBI's taxonomy places the organism in Eukaryota, Metazoa, Chordata, Actinopteri, Siluriformes, Ictaluridae. Gene Ontology annotation, biological process: negative regulation of phosphatase activity. The transcript has 4 exons. The record is from RefSeq and is a predicted model, not a curated record.
UGGGUGGGGGCCAACUUCACGCAGGUGAUAUUUUAAGUAUAAAAAAAACAAUGGAAACUUUUUUUUUUUACCCGAUGUGUACCGUACAAGGUUAUUCAUAUCAACCUCUAAACUAGACAUUCUCCCGUGUGUUAAUGAUUCCGAGGAUGUGUUUUCAGGUGUACUGCAGCUUUAAGUGAGCUCUCCAUGGUAAGUAGGAAGCGUGGCUGUUCGAGAGCGUGCAUUUUCUGCGCGCGCGCCAGUGUCGUACAGAGACAGAAAAACAAUCAUUUAUAUAACAAUUUAGCAAAGUGUCUUCGAAACUACGAUCACCGGCACAUGACCGCGAGAGUCCGAGGAGUCCCCGGACCUGCACGUGACUGACUCACCUGCUCGACUCACCGCGCGGAGAAGGUAAAAGAGAAGAAUGUUACGAGGUCACAGAUAGAGGUCCCAAGCCCCACCUUCCCCCUAAUCUGUCAUUCUAUAAUGUUUCUGAAAACGGUUCCUCCUGUGGUGGCAGUUCACUCAGAAUGGAGGUCCGGUAAGAGCUUGAGCCUGCCACUUUGCUUCAAUGAUAGUGCUUCAGACAGUGACUUUGUAUCUUCCAGCGGAACCCCCAUCCCGCACAAAGUCCAGAUGAUCAUUGACAGCCUCUGCAGCACACAGUCCUCAGAUAUGAGCAAUGAGGUCAACGCUAGUUCCCAGUCUGCCCUCAACCUGCCCAAGUCGUCAUGUGGAGGCCACAAGUCUUGUCACAUGGACACACUAGCAAGGUCUCGACGAGCAGCGACAGACAGCAGUAAGCUUCAUGCAUAUGGCUCUGAUGCCACUGAAGGUUCCGACAGCGACGAUUCAGUAGAUCGAGGGAUCGAGGAGGCCAUCCAGGAGUACCUGAAGGAGAAAGUGGACCACCAGCAUAAAAGGGAGCCAAUGGAGAGCCCAAUACAGACACCUAAAAUUGAGCAGGGAGGCAUUUGUAUUCCAGACGUACCUACACAGCUCAUGCAUUCCACCAAGGUACUAAGCACUAGCAACCAUACCCUGAAAGGUUCAAAAGGAAUCCAGCCAUUGGUAACCUUGAAGAAAAAGAAAAAAACAAUCAACGAGAACCCAGUUGGAAAAACAGGUGCUGCUAAAGCCUUGCCUACAAAAGCUCUGGCUUCCUCUGGAACACCUUUCUGUUUGCCACAAGUGGAUUGUACACCACCUUCACUCAGAAUAAAGGUGGAGGAGGAAGAUUUAAUGGAUUCAAGCAGUGAUGAUGGCAUCGAAGAGGCCAUACAGAAAUUUCAGCAAGAAGAGAAGGAGCGUAACGAGGGCUUGAGGUACUUUCAGCUGAAGGAGGUACUGGACUCUAGUAGUGAUGAUGGCAUUGAGGAGGCCAUCCGGAACUACCAACAGGAACAGCAGAAGGACAAAGAACACAAACUUCACCCAAAGCAAAGUUGUUUGAUGUCUGAUCGCAUCAGUGUUAAACCUUUAAAAAAACUAGCUAAGAAGAAAAACAAAAAGAAAAAUGCAGUGGAACCUAAAGAAAUGAAGUGUGCUUCACCUAAACCUGUAGGCCUCUCUCUCAGCAUGUUGCCUACAUGUUGCCUGAGGGCCAGUGAAGAUCCACUGUGCACCACUAGAGCCGAAGAGCCACAGGAUGGGCGGCAGAUUCACUCCACACUCACUGUCAACACUACUGCCGAGCUGAUGUGUGCUGAGGCCAUCUUGGACAUCUCCAAGACUGUCAUGCCAGUAGCAUUUGAGCCCACCUUGGACCUAGCCUGUACCCCUGCAACAGAGACUCCAUCUUUCCUUCCCACUGGUGUUUCACUACAGCAGUAUGAAAAGAGUGACGAGAGCUCUGUGGACAGCGAGGAUGGAAUUGAGCAAGAGAUUCGUAAAUUUCUGGAGCUUAAAGCAAAGCUGCAUGAACAGGCAACCACAACUGACUACUCUGGAGUAUCCACAGUCUCUAAAGCCACACAGCACAUUAAAGUUGAGGAGGAUCAGAACAAAGUACUGAGACUGUCCUUCUCACGUAAAAGGAAACGGAAAGAAGAAGCUAGCACGAGAUGUAAACCAGGAAUUGCUGGUAAUACCAUCAAAGAGGAGCCUCAAACCAAGCCCGUAACCCAGAGUGAUUUUUCUCCUGUUACGUGGCACACCUGUAGCCCAAAUACAGUAAAGAACAGCAACCCUACACAGAACUCUCCCCAGCAUAGCAUUACCGAAGGAUUCACAUCCAUGAACAAGGGUUCCAGCUGUGGAACCAGCCCCCCAAAGUCUUUUAUUGGCUCUGAGAGGAAUUACAGCAGUGACAAGAGUAGCUCGUUGGACAGUGAUGAGGAUCUUGAUGCAGCAAUAAAAGAUUUGCUCAAGACGAAGAAAAAAGUGAAAAAGAAAGUCCGGGACAUGAAACUCAAGGCAGGAAAGAGCCAUAAACCCAUGCAACUACCAGGAACUGACGCCUUAAAAAAACACAAAUCUGUCAAGGAUCAAAAAUUGGUUCUUGCGGCUAAACCCACAAAACCCAAUACUAUAAAAAGCAGUAAAGGGCUGAUGGGCAUACCCAGACAGGACAAAGGUGCUAAACCUAAAGUUUUGAAGUCACAGAAGAACAUCAAGAAACCUAAAGUCUUAACAAAGGACGAUCAGGGCUCUGGACACAAGAUAGCAGUCCAUGACGUCCAGUCUACACAUGUCGAUGAGGACAGCAGCUCAGUAGACAGCGAUGACAGCAUUGAACAAGAGAUCCGUAGGUUCUUGGCUGAGAAAGCAAAAGGGUCUUCUACACCAGUGACCACACUGAAGCAGGAUAACGUUGGAGGCGAAGAAGAAGCUGCCUUUGGUGCAUUUGCAGAGAAAAAUGUCAAAAUAGAGGAGCUUCAGACAAAGUGUUCUGAUCUCAAAAGGGCUUCAUUGAGCGUGGACCCAAAUCAGGACGAGCAAACACAGGGCACUGCCGUGAACAUUAAGGGACCAGAUUCCUCAUUUGCCAGCUAUUGCAGUUUGGAAGAGGAUAGGACCGGUGAUCAAUUGCAUGAGAGGACUUUGCAUGAGUGUAGGAAUAUCAGCUUAGACACAGACAAGGAUUGGGCUCAAAAGGUAACAGGAAAGUUCAUAGACAGAACAGAUUCUGAACCAUUUGUUCUUAAUGUAGCUGGCCCACAGGAGCCCAAGGGUGAAGCGCAGCAUCAGAACUUGUUCCUGAUGAAGCACGAUAACUGCAGUAUAAGUACAGCUAGGGAAGAUUCUUCAGCAGACCUGUCUAGCAGCUUGCAGAACAGGUGUAGAAUUCCUCUUAUAGAGGUUAUCAGCACUGUGUGUCCCUCUACCCCCACAAUAGGGAAACACUUUAUUAGUUCCUCUUCAGAGGUUCUCAUGGUUGCCAAGGAAGAUUGCCAGGAAAGUCCUGCUGAGAGCAGGUCGGAUUCAGUCGACCUGUACAGUUGGGAAAGGAAAGGACAAUGGGACCAGCCACCUAAACUGACCUCCAACACCAGACACACAUCCUCAAACCCUGCGCACCUAUCCCGGCACCUGCCUCCUUACCCCUCUCAUCUUUCAUGUGUCCCCCUGCCCCUUGCCCUAUCCCAGCCACGUUCUGGUGCUAGCUUGGUGCACCUCCGCAGAGAUCAGCCCUCAGUUGUAGCUCUGUCAGCUCACAAGUCCACUCACCUGCAGCUUAGAAAUGCACAGAAAGAUACCAGAAAAAUGAGUGAAGGGAGGGAGGAGGAGCAGGAGAGGUGCAUAGAUGAGACAGAUGUAGAAUCAGGUGAAGAGAGGACAGAUAAGAGACAGCAGCAAUGCAACCAAAAAGAACAGACCUUCUUGAAGACUUCAUGAUUACAGUGACAAAAGAAUUUAAAAAAAAAAAAAAAAAAGUGAAUGUGCUUUCUGUAACACACAUUUGCUUUAUCAAGAAUUGACAGUAGUAGUUAAUUUUGUUAAGAAUCUUUAGCACAAAAUGAAAUGCUAUAGAAUCGGUGCCUGUGGGGCUGAGGUUUAUCUCCUUUAGAUUCGUUACCAUCUCACCUUCUUAAUUCCUGUACAAUGCUUGAGUUCCCCUGGCCUUCACUUGGAGAACCCCUAAGUGUGCAAACACUAACAUUUCUGCAGGUCUGACAUGCACCUGAUUCAGCACAAGCAAGAACCAUGAGCUGUUUGAAUUGAAUCAGGCUGUGCUAUGAUCAUGCCUAUUAUUUAUAUAUAUAUUGGAAGCCCCCUCUGCACUACACGUGUUUGUUCACUGUUAUAACACACCCUAUCUCCUGUGGUAUUUUUUUAAAAGCUUUUAAUGAAUUCCCUGAGAACCACUGCAUUAAUGCAGAGAAAAGUCAAAUAGGUUUCUACCUCAGCACUUUUAUUCUUCUUGCUCGAUCAAAUUAGUACGAUGGUAGACUUAGGUGGUGUCAACGUUUUCAUAUUGACAUCCUGUCCAUCAAAAAUACUGGGGUGAAGGUUUUACCUGUCAUAGUCCCUCUCUUUAAUUCAAUUUGAAAUCAGACAGUGUCUCUCCAUACCACACGGGGGUGCUACAGGUUUAGCACAAGCUGGGCUACUGUAACAGCGACGCAAACCCCUGCAUGGUUUCAUGGCUGUUUAUAUCGUGACUUGAACAGUCAGUUGUCAUGUUUCGUUCAUAUACAUUUACACAACUUGAGGACGAACGUACCAUGAAAUUGUUCAUACUAUUUUUUUUUUUUUUUUGCACUGCUUACAAAUUGUGCCAUCUGAUUGUUAAUAUUCUUAUUUCUCUAAUGAAACAUCGCUGUAGAUUACUUCAGACCGGUUAUAACCCAGCCAUUCCUUUCAUUUUGUUUCUCAUACAUGGAGAAGUGCUAAGUUAGUUUAUUUCUAAUUCAGCCUAGGCUUUCCAUAUUCGGUUUAAAUUUUUCAGUGGUUUUAAGGAAACCGGUUCAGCAUGAAAUAAACUCUGCUUAUUUUACGGACAGUAACACCCCAUUAAAUGACAUUUCCUUUGUCAGCUGAUCCAAGUGUACAUUAAGAAGGCCCUUGAAACAAAAAAUUACAGAAGGGGUGUUUUGACCCAAACCACAGAUGUGAUUUUAAACUUUGCUUUUAUAUGACCUGUUUUGGUUUCUUUCAUGGAAAGCAUGGUGGUGCAGUAGGUUGUCUUGCUGUCCCUCAUAGGAUCCUUAGCUCAGGUUACUGUCUGAUCUCCCUGUAUCCAUGUGGGUUUUCUCCAGGUUAUCUUGUUUCCUCCCACCUCCCAAAAAGCAUGCCGGUAGAUGAAUUGGCUAUGCUAAAUUGCCCCUAGGUGAAUCAGUGUGCAAAUGUGUGCGCUCGCUGGACUGGGAUCUCAUUCAGGGCGUAUUCCUGCCUCAUGCUCACUGGAAUAGGCUCUGGAUCGAGCAUGUUCCUGACCAGAAUGACUGAAAAAUCUUGAAUGAAUGAAGGUUCCUUUCACACUUUUAAGUAUGUAGAACUAUUUUCACAACAUUGCUGAUAUUUCAUCACAUUUUAUCAAUGAAUUCAGAGGAACGCACAGAAGAGGAAUGGAUAUAUAUCUCUGUAACUUUUUUUUUUUUUCUCCAUACCUUCGUUUUGUUGAGAUGUUUUCUUGUUAUUCUUGUAUUUCAGAUGGUAUAUAUCUAUGCUAACGUGGUUUGAAGUCAUGAAAAUGUUUACUGGCAUUCAAAAUGCAGAGACGGAAUCAUUUUUUCUAGCUUACAUGCUUCUGCUUUUAAGAAAUUGACCUGGGUUGGACCCUGCAUACAUUAUUUGUUGUUGUGUUUUUUUUGUUUGUUUUUUUAAAUCUCUGUCCUUGUUCCCUUAGUUAAUGGCCCCAUGUGUGCCACAUCAAUAUUGUGUGAUCGGAUCAUGAUUAGCUAGCAUUUGACCAUAUUAAAAAGAUGUAAAUGCACAAAUACGCAUUAUAACAGCUAGAGGUCAUCUGGUGCAGACUGUGAUCAGACUUCGGGGAGGUGUAAAUACAGUCUGUACAGUGUGAUCCUAUCAGACUGACCUUAAGCAGACAUAUGUACUGGUGGGAUAUGUCAUGAAAAUAUUUUAAAUAUAGCAAAGGACCCAGAAAGGAUGACUAGUAAUAUCUGCUAGUAAUUUCUGCUAUCAUAGCUUGGCUCUUAACAGCCAGUUUCAAAGAUGACAUUUUCCUCAGUUGAGGAAAAUUAUUAAUAAUAAUAAUAAUAAGAAGAAGAAUCUCUGUAUCAGUAAUCUCUGUACCAAAUUCCUGCCCCUGUGACAGGACGAACAUCCCAGCCUCUUGUAUAGUGUGUGGGAGAUGUGUACAGUUUGGAUCACAAGAAUACACAUAAAUACGAGAUGAGAUCAGAGCAAUUGUUGCCCGUAUAUGAAUAUAGAGACACAGAUCAUAUGUUAAUGUUAAUGCAAGGUGUAACAUGGGCAUUUGUUUCCUUUUUGUGUGUCGACUGAUUUUGUGUAUGCAUUUUACAAUGUAAGAAAAAUGUUAUUUAUUUUAAUUUUGUAGAUGUGAAGGAUACUCUACUGGGCUGUGUCAUCUUUCACUGUUUUUGCAUAAAAAUUUAGCUUUUUUUUUUUUUUUGUCCAGCUUUUUCAUUCAGAGGCCAGAUACACCAAGUGUCUUAAAAUGUAAUAAAAAGUGAUGCUCAAACAUCUGCCUGUAGAUCUGUGUGUAGGGCUGCGUUAUUAGCAUUUUAGUUAUGAUUUUGGGUUUACUAACACCUACUAAUAUCACGAGCUUAGAUGGUGCAUUAAAGCACAAGCUCCCCAUACAAUAUGUUUUUGACAAAUCCUUCAUCAGCAAGGUGCUUCUGAAGCUGUAGGAGGUGACACCACUUGAUGAACCACUUUUGGUUGAAGCAUCCUGUUUCGUCUGUGAAAAACUGUCUUUAUUGUUUAGUGUUUUGGUCUUUUGUCAAAGAAAUGCACAAAAAUACUCUGCUCUUAUGGAUAGCAAACAAUUGCAAACAAACACAGGUUUAUCAAAAAAAAAAAAAUUUUUGUUAAAUAGUGUGCAAGAAUUAUUGGCACCCUUUUAGUCAAUACUCUGUGCUACCUCCCUUCGCCAAGAUAACAGCUCUGAGUCUUCUCUUAUAAUGACUGAUGAGGUUGGAGAGUAUUGAUGUAUGGCUUCUACUUUGUAUAGUAAAGCCUUAACUUGCAUCUGUGGAUGCAGCGGCGAGUGGUGUCGACUGACAAAGGUUUACCAAAGUAUUCCCGAGCCCAUGUCAGGAUCUCCAUUCCAGAUUCAUGACGGUUUUAAGACAGUGACGUCUGAGGGAUCGGAGAUCACGUGCGUUCAGAAGUGGUCUUUACGCACCAAGAUUUGACCGGAUUCCUUUAAUCUUUUAAUUAUAAUUAUACUAUGAUUACACGAUUGCUUCACCUGUUUCACAUUACCUUCUUAUUUCAACUUGUCACAUGGCUAUUAAUCCUGAAUUGCCCCUGUCCCAACUUUUUUGGAACAUGUUGCAUGCAUCAGUUUCAAAAUAAACGUUUAUCUUAAAAAAAAACAACUAUGCGCUUGAUUAGGUAAAACAUCAAAUACCUCGUCUUUAUGUUUUCUGUUUAAAUACAACUCAAAGUACAUUUACACAUCACUCCUCUUUGUUUUUAUUUGCAUUUUCCAUACUGUCCCAACUUUUUGGGAAUUGGGGUUCUAUAUUUUUCUCAUAUGAAUUCACAGGGGUGCUAAUAAUUGUGCCCACAUAUUUAACAAAGAUUUUUUUUUUUAUAAGCCUGCAUUGUGUUUGCAAUUGAUAUCCGUAAGAGCAGAGUAUUUUUGUGAUUUUUUAAAUUUUUUUUAUAAAAGAUCAAAAGGUUAAUAAAGACAAUUCUUCACAGCCUUCUUUGCUCAUAUUUACAAGAGUGUCAAUAUUAGUGGAGGGCACUCUUUAUAUAUAUAUUAUAUAUAAAUAACACACACACACACACACACUGUCCACUUUAAUAGGAACACCUGUACUCCUGCUCAUUUAUUCAGUUGAUCAGCUAAUCAUAUGGCAGCAGCACAAUUCAUAAAACCAUGCAGAUCCAGGUCAAGAGCUUAUGCUAAUCUCUGCGACUUUAACUGUGGCAUGGUUGUCGGUGUCAGCUGGGCAUAUUUGAGUAUUUCAGAAACUGCUGAUCUGGUGUCUUCACACACAACAGUCUCUAGAGCUUACACAGAAUGGUGCAAAGAAGAGAAAACAUUGUGAGAGCGGGAGUUCUGUGGGUAGAACCGAUCGAAUUCUUGUUGAGACAAGAGGUCAGAGGAAAAUGGGCAGAUUGGUUUAAUCUAACAGGAAGGUUAUAGUAACUCAAAUAAUCAUUCUUUACAACUGUAUUGAGCAGAAAAGCAUCUUAGCAUACACAGAACAUCUAACCUUGAGCUAACAGAAGACCACAUUGGGCUCUAAUCCUGUCAGCCAAGAACUGGAAUCUGAGGCUAUUAUUGGCAUAGACUCAACGAAACUGGACAGUUUCUGAAAUACUCAGACCAGCUGAUCUGCCACGGUUAAAGUCACAGCUCACAGUCCCCCCCCCCCCCCUCCAUUCUGACAUUUGAUGUGAACAUUAACUGAAGGUUUUGACCUGCAUUUGCAUGAUUUUAUGCAUUGUGCUGCUGCCACCUGAUUGGCUGAUUGGAUAACUGCAUAAAUGAGCUGGUAAACAGAUGUUCCUAUUAAAGUGGACGAUCAGUGUAUAUACAGUAAACGCACACAGUGGGGUUCAUAAGUCUGAGUAUUAAAAAAGGUCAGAUUGUGCCUUUCAUAUCCCUCUCUUCUAUUGAGCAGUGGCUUAUUACUUGCAACCCUGGCAUGCACACCAUUGUUGUUCAGUGUUCUCCUGAUGGUGGACUCAUGAACAUGAACAUUAGCCAAUGUGAGAGACCUUUAGUUGUUUAAAAGUUACCUUGGGUUCCUGUCUGACCUCAGAGUAUUACACGUCUUGCUCUUGGAGUGAUCUUGGUUGGCCAACCGCUCCUGGGGAGAGUAACAAUAGUCUUUAAUGGUCUUCACAACACACGUUUGUGUUGUGAAGAUCAGACUUUGAUAGACCCUUGUUCAAAUAAAACAUCACGCUUACUCACACCUGAUUGUUACAACAUGCCACUGAGUGAAAACACCUGACUCUAAUUUCACUUUCAAAUUAACUGCUAAUCCUAGAGGUUCACAUACUUUUGCCACUCACAGAUAUGUAAUAUUGGACCAUUUUCCUCAAUAAAUAAAUGAUCAAGUAUUAUAUUUUUUGUCUCGUUUGUUUAAUUGGGUUCUUGUCUACUUUUAGGACUUGCGUGAAAAUCUGAUGCUGUUUUAGGUCAUAUUUAUGCAGAAAUAUAGAUCAUUCUAAAGGGUUCACAAACUUUCAAGCACCACUGUAGAUGGGGAAAUGUUGAUGGACGGCAAUUUUCAGGUCAUGUCACAGAUUUUCAAUUGGAUUUAAGUGUGAGAUUGGUGUUCCUGUACUGUGCUUUAGGUCAUUAUCCUGUUGGGAUUUAAAAGAUCCUAGACACAGAUUUCUGGCUGAAUGAUCUAGGUUCUCCUCAAGUAUUUGCUUGCUCCAUCCAUGUUGGCCUUUAUGGCAGCAAGCUUUCAGCUACUCCUGCUGAAAAGAGCAUGACACUAUGCCACCAUACUUGAUUGUAGGAAUGGUGUUGACUGUGUGAUGUGUUUUAUUUGGUCCGACCCAAACCUAUGCAGACCAAAUGCCUCAAAAUCUUGUGACUUGUCAUUUGAUUCAUUUAGCACCUCUACUGAUGAAUUAGUGUACUCACCAUGUAUGUGCGUGUGUGUGUGUGUGUGUGUGUGUGUGUGUGUGUGUGUUGCUCCACCAGAUCUCUGUCCACCUGUAUUGAUGCAGGUGUGCUUCUCAGUCCCUACAUUGCCCUCAACACAGAGGAAAGGAGCCAGAAAUUCCGACACAGUAAGCAGGUACAAACGCUUGUAAUCUCUAUUGAGAGGAAAUGAGG